CAAAGUAUUAAUACUGGCCUCAACACCCUCCCGACACGACUCGUUUUUCUUCUCAACGGUCAUCAACUGCGACCUGUCAGCUACGCCGAUUACUUUUUUUAAUCAACCGACGUCCUAAAGCAAGUACGACAUGGCCCGUACCAAGCAGACUGCCCGUAAAUCUACUGGAGGAAAGGCGCCAAGGAAGCAGCUAGCUACCAAGGCGGCUAGGAAGAGCGCCCCGUCGACGGGGGGAGUGAAGAAGCCCCAUCGUUACAGACCUGGAACUGUGGCUCUGAGGGAGAUCCGUCGUUACCAGAAGUCCACAGAGCUGCUCAUCCGCAAGCUGCCCUUCCAGCGCUUGGUGAGAGAAAUUGCCCAGGAUUUCAAGACUGAUCUGCGCUUCCAGAGUGCUGCUAUUGGAGCUCUCCAGGAAGCCAGUGAGGCCUACCUGGUGGGUCUGUUUGAGGACACCAACCUGUGCGCCAUCCACGCCAAGCGUGUCACAAUUAUGCCCAAAGACAUCCAGCUGGCUCGUAGGAUAAGGGGGGAGAGGGCCUAAACAACUAGUGGCAACAUUGUCAAGACAAAUAAUCCUAUUUAUCAUACUUAACCAUUUUUGUGGACAUUUUAUUUCUUGGGUAUUUUUUAUAAGUUUUCUUUUUUUUGAAUUUUGUAUUUUUUAGACUGGGACAAUUCAGUCAUUCCACAAACCAGAGUACAUGUAGGAUAGUUGGAAAUGUUGUGUAGUAGGAGUAUCUGCCUAUUCCAUAAGUCAUGACUACAUGUUACAGCCAUCAUACCACCCCUUCAAGUUCUUUGUGGGUAUCAGGCUCCUUCUUCUGAGGAUGGAGAUGUCUUUGGAGUGAGGAUGAAUUAUCUUCUGUGGCGUCCAGGGUUUUGUCACCCAUCUUCCAUUUACCACAAAAUGCCAGCAUGUCAUGCAGGUUUCACUGCAGUGCAGAGUAUUCGCUACUACAGAGGAUAGUCUGUGCUCAGUGGCAAGGAGCAUGGCAGACCCCCCCCCCUGUAUUUUUCUGGACUGCUUUUUACAUGUUUUUCAACAUAAAAUCUUGGCAGCUACAUUUAAUACUAUUUAUGAAAAUGUUGUCACAUGGAUGUCUUUCUAUUAAAGGUCUUUAUGAGUAGAAACCGUUGUUGUAUUCAGACA
Messenger RNA from Chelmon rostratus (copperband butterflyfish), 1150 nucleotides. Its product is annotated as histone H3.3A. Lineage: Eukaryota; Metazoa; Chordata; Actinopteri; Chaetodontiformes; Chaetodontidae. The record is from RefSeq and is a predicted model, not a curated record. Bases 131 to 541 code for a protein of 136 amino acids. Gene Ontology annotation, cellular component: nucleosome. Gene Ontology annotation, molecular function: protein heterodimerization activity; DNA binding; structural constituent of chromatin. The transcript has 4 exons.